Glycine soja is the source of this 931-nucleotide messenger RNA. RefSeq lists its product as uncharacterized. NCBI's taxonomy places the organism in Eukaryota, Viridiplantae, Streptophyta, Magnoliopsida, Fabales, Fabaceae. The coding region runs from base 105 to 659 and encodes 184 amino acids. The record is from RefSeq and is a predicted model, not a curated record. The transcript has a single exon.
AAUAAUUCAUAUUUACUCACACCACACCCCAACGCAACUAAGAAACCCAAAAGAAAGAAGAAGAAGAAAGAACAAAAGUCAAAAGUUCAAUUUAGGGUAACAAAAUGGAAAAUCAAGCCUCAUCAUCGAUGCAGUUCCUCAUCCUCGAACAAGUUCAGUUCUUGAAGGUGAACGACGAUUCCCUCUUGCAGUGGGAACUCGUCGACGUCGUUGACGCCGAAGAGGAGAUAGAUGGCUUUGGUUCUUCGGAUUCUUCCGUUUCUUGGUUCGAAUCCGAUUCUUCUCCCUGCGAUGCCCCAAUUGAAGAAAUUCGACACCUUCUUCUUCAUCCCGAUGUUGGUUUACAAGAUCGACAUGAUGGUGUUGAUGAAUCGGAGCAAGAUUCGGGUUUGGAAAAUCAUCAUCACUACCAUUAUCACCAUGAUGAUGAUGAUAUGGGUGGUGAUGAUAAUGAUGAGGAUGACGAUGGGUAUGGUUUGGAUGAUGAGCUUGUGCCAUGGAACGUGAGCAACAAGUUCGGGAGGCAGAGGAUGAGGAAAUUGGGGAAAAGGGCAUUUUCGAAAAUGCACGGUUCGAAGAAAUCUCCUUAUCUGUUUGUGAGGCCUGGGUGUGUCCGUGGCAAGCAUGGUUUGGGCCUUAAGCACAUUACUGACUCCUAGUUAGGGUUUUAAAUUAUUAUUGAUUUGGGGGCUCUUCUGGAAAGAAAAGGGUCUUGAAGAAUUGUGUUAGUUUGUUUAACUUGUAGAAUCCUGAUUAUGAUUUGUAUUUGAAUAUCAGGUAGCAAGAUCUUUAGGACACGUAAUAAUUGAUGUCUUUCUCUUUUAUGUGCAUGCCAUGUACUGAUUCUGAAUGUAUUUCUUGAUGGAAAAAAGAAAAAAAGAAAAAUGGAUCUGCUUGUUUAUGUUUUUGGUGGAUAGAAAAUUGGAAAUUA